Fraxinus pennsylvanica is the source of this 459-nucleotide messenger RNA. NCBI's taxonomy places the organism in Eukaryota, Viridiplantae, Streptophyta, Magnoliopsida, Lamiales, Oleaceae. The record is from the annotation of a GenBank genome assembly.
AUGAGGAGGCAAGUUUUUCUCCGCCAGGCGAUGCCAUCUGUGGAUCGCCGGCAGCUGCUUCAAGAAAGUCAAGAUUACUCCUCCAGAGGUGGGCGCCGGAGAGUCAGGUUGGCGGAGGUUGCAGGAGGGACGGUGGCGGAAUGUGCAGCCGUAUGCUGUUGCUGUCCAUGUGGGCUGGCGAAUCUCCUGGUGCUUGCCGUGUACAAAAUUCCAGCAGGUCUAUGCCGCAAGGCUUUUCGGCGGAAGCACCGCCGUAGGAUGAUCGAGAAUGGACUGUUACCGCCGCGAAAGCGUGGUUGCGAUGAUAAGGAGCUCCAAAUUCUCACCAUGUCGGGCCCGAUGGCGACGGUGAAUUCACUGGAAUCGGACAAUGAUGUUGCUGAAUUAGAGAAGGAAAUGUGGGAAAAAUUUUAUGGUGCUGGUUUUUGGAGAAGUCCAUCUCAUAGAAGUGAAACGUAA